AUGGCAUGCUCAAAAAUAUUUUCAGGAAAUUUACCUGAAUUAUUAUAUGAAAUUAUACAAAAUUUUAGAAAAGAUUUGUCAACAUUGUACUCAUGUAUAUUAGUUAAUAGAUUAUGGUGUCGUUUAGCAAUUCCAUUAUUAUGGGAAGAUCCAUUUUCAGUUCCUGCUCAUCAUUAUCGUUGUAUUGCUACUUAUUUAUGCUUUUUAAAUGAAGAUAACAAAGCAAAGCUUAUUGAAUAUGGAAUUAGUAAUAAUGUAUUAUCUUCAAAUACAUUAUUCAAUUAUCCCAGUUUCAUUAAAAACUUAGAUACGAAUAAAAUUCGUCGUUCUAUUAUUUAUUGGAUGAGAGCUUUAUUGGAUAUAACCGAUGAUAUGAUAGGAUACUUAGUUUAUAGGUCAUUAUUUGAAGUGUUCAUUGAAAAUGAAGGAAAUUUACAUACUUUUGAAAUUGUAAUAUCUAAGGGUAAAAAUUGUAAAAAUUUCAAUGAUAAUAUAGAUUUAAUUUUACAAAAUCCAAAUCUUACAUGCAAUAUCAGAAAUUUAGUAAUAUUCUGUGAUGCUUUUUUAUCUCAAAAUAUUAUUUCACUUUUGGAAUUUUUAUAUUCUAAUUGCAAUUCAAUCUCAUCAAUGUUUUUUAAUUUUACUAAAUGUAGUAUCAAUGAUAUUACAUUAUUUAAAAACUAUAUAUUACAAAUAAUUAUUUCACAACAUAAUCUCAAACAAAUUUCAUUUGAAUUAGAUCCUAUUUUAUAUAAAACAUUUUUAUCAUUAAAAAAUUAUAAUUGUUCAAAUACUUUAAAUACAAUUAUAUUUUGUUACAUUGAUUUUACAAAUAUACUUGGUGUCUUACAAGAGGUUUUUAAUCAAUUGAAUGUUUUAGAAUCCAUUCAUAUUUGUUAUUGUCGAUCUUUAAAUUUUGAUUUUGUUCAACAAAUUAUUAAGGUUAUUAAACCUCUUAAAUUGAAAUCUUUGUUUUUGGAUGAAAUAUUACAUAUUCAGUCAUUAUUAUUAUUAUUACAAAAAUUUUGUGAAUGUUUAGAAAAUUUUGGAUUUGGAUUUACUUAUGGUAAAUAUGAUAAACAAAAACAACAAUUAUUUGAAUUUAUUAUGAGAUAUUGUAAAAAUAUUAAAUAUUUUGAUUUUGGUUUUCCUAAUUAUAAAGAUAUUUAUCUAUUCAUUAAAAAUAAUCAAAAUACUAUUAAUUAUAUCACAAUUGAAGUAAAUUUAUACGAAGAUACUAUUUAUAAAGGAUUAAGUUUAACUGUAUUACAGAAUUUAGGACAGGUUCUUCCUUCUAAAUUAGAAUAUUUAUGUUUAUCUCUUCCAUUUAUUAUAAGUGAUCUGGAAAUAUUUUUAAAAAAUUCACAAAAUACUUUUAUUAAGAAAUUAUUAAUUAAAAAUAUGGGAGUGUAUAAUGAUAAAAAGCUUUUUAUAAAUUGUAUGAAGGAAUAUAUUAUGAAGCCGAAAAGGGUUAAAUAUUUAGCUAUUUUUGAUGGGCUUGAUUUGUUUUGGUUUAAAACUGUAGUAAAUGAAUUUAAAUUACAUAAUAUUAUAGUUCAUGAAUACUGUGAUUUAUAUAUUACUGUGUAUGAUUUUGUUUAA
Molecule: messenger RNA, 1602 nt
Organism: Rhizophagus irregularis DAOM 181602=DAOM 197198
Lineage: Eukaryota; Fungi; Glomeromycota; Glomeromycetes; Glomerales; Glomeraceae
Source: RefSeq, a predicted model, not a curated record